GUGGAAGACAGCUCCAUUCUAAAGAGGUGUAUCAGUCUCUUAUUGUCCCUUGGUCCCCUCCAGAAUGGGUGCUGGGAGGGCCCCCUGGGUGGUGGCUCUGCUAGUGAACCUCAUGAGGCCAGAUUCCUUCAUGGUUGAAGGCAGAGACUCCCCAGAGGAUUUUGUGAUUCAGGCGAAGGCAGAGUGUUACUUCACCAACGGUACAGAAAAGGUCCGCUUCCUGGUCAGGUUCAUCUUCAACCUGGAGGAGUACUUACAUUUCGACAGUGACCUGGGGUUUUUCGUGGCACUGACGGAGCUGGGGGAGGUGGACGCUGAUCAGUGGAACAAACGCCUGGAUCUCCUGGAAACAAGUAGAGCUGCUGUGAACAUGGUCUGCAGGCAAGAGUACAAGCUGGGGGCCCCCUUCACCGUGGAGAGAAAUGUGCCUCCGGAGGUGACGGUGUACCCAGAGAGGACCCCAUUGCUGCAGCAGCACAACCUGUUGCUCUGCUCUGUGACAGACUUCUACCCUGGGGACAUAAGUGUCAGGUGGUUCCGGAAUGGGCAGGAGGAGAGGUCCGGGGUCAUGUCCACUGGCCUUGUUAGGAAUGGAGACUGGACCUUCCAGACGACGGUAAUGCUGGAAAUGAUCCCAGAGCUUGGAGACGUCUACAGUUGCCUUGUGGAGCACCCCGGCCUCCUGAGACCUGUUUCUGUGGCAUGGGUGGCUCAGUCUGAAUAUUCCUGGGAAAAGAUACUGAGUGGAGCUGCAGCAUUCCUGCUUGGGCUGACUGUCUUUCUGGUGGGAGCUGUCAUCCACCUCAAGGCUCAGAAAGCGUCCGUGGAGACUCAGCCUGGCAAUGAGGCUUCAAGGGCGCUUCUCCCACCUCACCCCUACUAAGAUCCUAAUGGAAGCUUCUCCCCCAGAGCCUGAAGAAGUGUGAAAAGGCUGGGGACCCGGGUUGGGUAAAGAAUGCUGGCCGAAGGGUCUGUGAGAUGUGGUCAUGGAUCUUCCCCUUCUGCUCUGCACCUCAGUACCCCCUCAUUUUCAGGAUGUGGUCCAGAAACUUCCUUAGGACCUAACCCGUUCCAGAUCUAAGUUGCUUUGGUCUCUGUGGCUCAACCCUAACCCUGUGACUGGGAUACCCCCGGCCUCUCUGUCUCCCAACCCCAGCUUCUAGUCUUCCAUACAGUUGCCUUAAAAUCCUCGUCAGAAAGUAAAACAGUCACAGGUAACCACAGUGAAUGUAUAAUUCAAUGACUUAUUCAAGGCAAAACCCAUGUAAUCACCUGCUCAGGUUAAAAAAAAAAAUCAGGGCAGAAGGAACACCCAUUCAGAGCCUGCCCCACAUGUGGCCCAUACAUAUACAGCCACCCAAUUAGACAAGAUGGAUGAAGCAAAGAAGUGCAGGCUGACAGGAG
Rattus norvegicus (Norway rat) is the source of this 1404-nucleotide messenger RNA. RefSeq names its product RT1 class II, locus DOb (gene RT1-DOb). The coding region runs from base 65 to 883 and encodes 272 amino acids. The transcript is spliced from 6 exons. Gene Ontology annotation, cellular component: membrane; MHC class II protein complex. NCBI's taxonomy places the organism in Eukaryota, Metazoa, Chordata, Mammalia, Rodentia, Muridae. Gene Ontology annotation, biological process: immune response; antigen processing and presentation. The record is from RefSeq and is marked validated.